Messenger RNA from Ylistrum balloti, 1691 nucleotides. RefSeq names its product tubulin beta chain-like. Gene Ontology annotation, cellular component: cytoplasm; microtubule. Gene Ontology annotation, molecular function: structural constituent of cytoskeleton; GTP binding; GTPase activity. The transcript has 4 exons. Gene Ontology annotation, biological process: mitotic cell cycle; microtubule cytoskeleton organization. Lineage: Eukaryota; Metazoa; Mollusca; Bivalvia; Pectinida; Pectinidae. The coding region runs from base 46 to 1383 and encodes 445 amino acids. The record is from RefSeq and is a predicted model, not a curated record.
ACAGAAUAACUUACUUGAUACAGCAGUUGGGCCGGAACAGCAAACAUGAGGGAAAUAGUACACAUACAAGCGGGGCAAUGCGGCAACCAGAUAGGAUCCAAGUUUUGGGAGGUCAUCUCCGACGAGCACGGGAUAGAUCCCGUGGGAAUGUACCAUGGUGACAUGGAUGUCCAGCUGGAGAGAAUCAACGUCUACUUCAGUGAAGCUUGUGGUGGCAAAUAUGUCCCUCGUGCUGUUCUGUUAGACUUGGAACCUGGCACCAUGGACUCGAUCCGCUCGGGGACAUUAGGGCAACUAUUCCGGCCUGACAACUUCGUGUUUGGCCAGUCAGGAGCCGGUAACAAUUGGGCCAAAGGUCACUACACAGAGGGUGCUGAAUUGGUGGAUUCGGUAUUGGACGUUAUUCGUCGGGAGUGUGAAACAUGUGACUGCUUACAAGGCUUUCAGUUGGCUCAUUCUUUGGGAGGAGGUACAGGUUCAGGAAUGGGCACUCUUCUGAUCAGUAAAAUCCGUGAGGAAUAUCCCGACAGGAUCAUGAACACAUUUUCGGUCAUGCCGUCGCCCAAGGUGUCAGACACAGUUGUAGAGCCUUACAAUGCUACACUAUCUGUUCACCAACUCGUGGAGAACACAGACGAAACAUUCUGUAUCGAUAAUGAGGCCCUCUACGAUAUUUGUUUCCGGACCUUAAAACUGACCACGCCAACUUAUGGGGAUUUAAACCAUCUGGUGUCCGCAACGAUGUCAGGACUAACGACAUGUCUUAGGUUUCCUGGGCAACUGAACGCCGACCUACGAAAACUUGCCGUCAACAUGGUGCCUUUCCCCCGUCUUCACUUCUUUAUGCCAGGUUUCGCCCCUCUCACAUCACGAGGAAGCCAACAGUAUAGAGCACUCUCUGUUCCUGAACUUACACAACAGAUGUUCGACGCAAAAAACAUGAUGGUAGCCUGUGAUCCUCGGCAUGGGCGCUACCUUACCGUGGCAGCCAUGUUUAGAGGGCGCAUGUCAAUGAAAGAGGUAGACGAACAGCUGUUGAAUAUCCAGACCAAAAACAGCAGUUACUUUGUCGAGUGGAUCCCUAACAACGUGAAGACAGCAGUGUGCGACGUUCCACCUCAUGGUCUGAAAAUGUCGGGCACCUUCAUCGGCAACACGACAGCCAUACAAGAGAUUUUCCAACGGAUUUCGGAACAAUUUACAGCCAUGUUCCGUCGUAAAGCUUUCCUUCAUUGGUAUACUGGUGAGGGUAUGGACGAAAUGGAGUUCACAGAGGCGGAAUCAAAUAUGAACGAUUUGGUGUCUGAGUAUCAGCAAUACCAAGAUGCCUCUGUUGACGAUGAAGAGGAAUAUGAUGAGGAGGAAGAUAUUGACGACGAGUGAAAUAUGCUUGAUACGAACAUUGUCUUUAUUAUACUAAUUAAUUCAUUUUGAUAUAAGAUCAUUAAAGACUGGUUAUCAACUAUGACAUUUUACAAUGACACUGCCUUGCUGGUGUGCGCCUUAAUGUUGUUUUCUUCUUUUACAUGUUAAAAUAUAAUGUCACAUCUAUUUAUAACAAUACCAUUUUUAAUUGUUCAAUAAUUGUUCUUGUUUCGGGUGAAACAUCUUACAAUAUAUUCAUUAAAAUUGUUCACUGUUAAUAUUGUGAAUUUUAUAAAUAUGUUGUUAAGAUAAAUAUUGAACGUUUA